CCAACUGUGAGCUUAACAAACGGACCAAAUCCAUUAAUAGAUGGUGCCAAUCAGACAGUUGCAGCCAUUUGUACUGCAGCUACUGGAAAACCAGCUGCAGAGGUUGUCUGGGAAGGUGGUCUUGGUGAAAUGGAAUCCACUUCAACUUCAUAUCCAAAUGAAACAGUCACAGUGGAGAGCCAGUACAAGCUUAUUCCUACCCGCUUUGCUAGAGGAAGACGUAUAGCUUGUAUCGUGAGACACCCAGCCUUAGAAAAGGAGAUAAGAAUGCUUUAUGUGCUUGAUAUUCAAUAUUCUCCUGAGGUUACAGUAACUGGAUAUGAUGGAAACUGGUAUAUUGGAAGAGAGAAUAUUUUGCUCAGGUGUAAUGCUGAUGCAAAUCCACUACCAAUGGAGUUUACAUGGAGUCGGCUGGAUGGACAUUGGCCUGAGGGAUUACAGCCUUCCAACAAUACUUUACAUUUCAACAGUCCUUUGUCUUACAAUUAUACUGGAACUUACAUUUGUAAAGUGACCAAUUCACUUGGUCAAAAAAGUGAUCAAAAGACUAUUUACAUAUUAGAUGUGCCAUAUAAGCAGUCAUCAUCAGUAGCUGUAGCUGGGGCUGUAAUAGGAGCAGUACUUGCUCUCUUUAUUAUUACCAUCUUUAUAAUAGUAUUACUGGCUCCUAGAAAAAAGCGAUCAUCUUAUUUGGACAAAAUGAUUGAUCUUCCACCAACACACAAGCCUACAUCUUCCUAUGAGAAAAGAAAUAUUUCUCAUUCUCAGAAAGAAAUAAACAAUGCAAAAAUGAUAAAUUGCAGCCGAUUUAGCUAUGAAGAUGAAAACACUGCAUCCCAAGACAGAGAUCAACAAAUGUACCCAGCACUGAAAGAAACAAAUUGCAAAGAUUGGAUCAAUAAGAAACAUCCAAAUACAGGCAAUGGAAGAAUAUAUAUCAAUCCCAGGGAACAUUAUGUAUGAUUCAAUCUCUUGUUGGUGAACUGAUGUAGAAAGAUAUAUUUGUCUAAUCAUAAUUUUAUAUAAUUUCUGAUAAUCUCUUCAAAUUAGUGGUUUGCUUUUUUGUGAAAAAAUAUAAAUGUUUAUGUCAUCAGCCAUUCUCUAUGCAGUUUAAGAAAUGUCAAUUUAUUAUCUAUUAAUUAGAUGGGCAUAUAAUAAUGGUUAGAAUCUUUUCUACCUAUUUUUCUGAAUUAUUUCUACCUGAAAUCUUCUUACCAGUACUUAAAUUUUCCUCAUUUCCCAUAAUAGUUGCCUAUUCCAUUUUGUAGUAAGGAAAGGCCACAUGAGGUUAUUUUGAUAUUAAUUUAAGCCCUUAUCACAGAGCUUUGCUUCAAGAAAAAAAUGGUUUGUGCCUCAUGCAGAAUAUUGAUAAGUGCUGCCCUCGUCAAAUAUUAACUAUACUUGUUCCCUUUUGCUAAUGUCUAGGGUUGCCACUGGCUAACAUAACUUGUCAUAUCUUCAAAAAUACAGUACUAUCCCUUAAACUAUGGACUGAAACUUUUAGGAUUAGUUGUAAUACAAAUGAUUUUUAAAAGCUCAUGUAUUGCCCAUGUUGGAAAUAACAGUUGGAGAUUAAAAGAGAAGUUUUAAGUGUUCCAGAAAGAAUUAUAUAUGCAAAAUUUAAGGAUAACGGGAAUUAAAGCUGUUUUUGUUUAUGCUUUCAUUGAGCUGAGGGUGUGAAACAAUUUCAUUCAGCGUUUCUUCUGUGUUUUUCGCAUGAACUAUUCUGUGCUAAUCCUAGCACAAUAGUAUAUAAUCUUAUAGGCAUAAAAGGCUCCCACAUUCAGUGUUUACAUCCCACUGCAAGAUACAUCAAACAGUUACUUUGCUUGCUUCUUCAAUAUAGUUUAAGAUUAACUUCACCUAGUGUGCCUUUUCUUCUUUUAGAUUGGCAAACAGAAUGGGGAAGUUUUUUUCAUGCUGAUAGUAACAGGGUAAUGAGAGAAAUGUAGAUCCAGACACCUACAUUAUGCUGCUUUUUUGUUGGUUUUCUUACUGUAUGAUGUUGUUUCAUGGAGUUUAUAGAAAUGCAAAUAGCUUUUGAAUAGUUUUGAGUGUAUUGCUAAAGAUAACUAUAGAAUAAAUUACAAGUAACUUUGAAAUAUAAAUCAAGUACUAACAUAGAGUAUAUGUAAGGAUAACAUAAUUAUAUGAGUUUACUGGUAUUCAGUGAAAAGGCAUGAACAGUGCUAUAGUAUCUAUUAUGUUACCUAUUUGCCUAUAUGAUUUUACAGUACAAAAUCUUAGGAAAAAUGUAUAGAAAAAUAUAGGGAGGUAAGAGAAUUCAGAAUAUAAUGUACAUUAUCAAAAAGUAUUAAUUUGACAUAUUAAAAAGGGAGUUAUCUGGCAUUCUGUUGAAAUACUAAAAAGAUGUUCAUAUUUUAGUAGCCUGAAAGUGUAAUAUUGAUUCUGAAUUAAACAAAUCAAAAAUAUGAAUUUGCAUCUA
This is a messenger RNA of Protobothrops mucrosquamatus (brown spotted pit viper), 2446 nucleotides long. RefSeq names its product nectin cell adhesion molecule 3 (gene NECTIN3). The transcript is spliced from 6 exons. The record is from RefSeq and is a predicted model, not a curated record. Lineage: Eukaryota; Metazoa; Chordata; Lepidosauria; Squamata; Viperidae. Gene Ontology annotation, cellular component: adherens junction; apical junction complex. Bases 130 to 963 code for a protein of 277 amino acids. Gene Ontology annotation, biological process: heterophilic cell-cell adhesion; homophilic cell-cell adhesion.